GAACCGUCUCCUUGUUCUUGAGGUUUUCUUCUCUUCUCGGAGUUGUCCCGUAUCAGGACCUCGGUGUGUUCGAUAUAAGUGUGGAGUGCGUAAUUUAGUUCACUUUCACUCUUCAAUUCCAGCUAGGGUUUUUUGAUUGCUGAACGCUCUAAUCAAGAAUGUUAGGUGGCUUGUACGGAGACCUUCCUCCGCCCUCAUCGGUGGCUGAGGAGGAGAAAUCGAGCAGCGCCUCCACCACGGUAUGGUCUAGCAGCGUCAAAAUGGCUCCGCCGAAUCUCAGGAAACCUUCUUCUGUGAUAGCUCCUCCGCAGACGGUGCUUAAAUCUCAGAAACCUAAGAACGUCAAUUUCGCUCCGAAAAUUGUAACUCCACCCGUGGUGGCACCAUUGAUGUCGCGUGCUGACGUGGUGCAUCCGGCUCUCGUGGGUGUCUCAUCGACUGUGGUUGAGGAGUAUGACCCUUCGCGGCCAAAUGACUAUGAAGAGUAUAAGAGAGAGAAGAAAAGCAAGGCUAUAGAGGCUGAGAUGAGGAGGGAGCUGGACAGAAGGAGACAGGAAGAGGAGGAGAGGGAGAGGGAGAGGGAGAGGAAGGAGAGGGAGGAAAGAGAGAGGGAGAGGGAUAGGGAUAGGGAUAGGGAUUACAGUGAAUCACGGUUAAACAUUUCGGGGGAGGAGGCGUGGAGGAGACGUGCUGCAAUGGGUGGUGGAGUGCCAAGGUCACCGUCGCCGCCAGGUAAUGCUGAUGGGUUUGCGAUUGGUAAAUCAGAUACAGUUGGGUUGGGAGUCGGUGCGGGUGGGCAAAUGACUGCGGCCCAGAGGAUGAUGGCCAAGAUGGGAUGGAAGGAAGGUCAAGGCCUUGGAAAGAAGGAGCAGGGGAUUACAACACCUUUGAUGGCAAAGAAAACUGAUCGUAGAGCUGGGGUGAUUGUGAAUGCAAGUGAAACUAAGCCCGACAAGAAGGUGAAGAGCGUGAAUUUCAAUGGAACUCCCACUCGGGUUUUGAUGCUCAGAAACAUGGUGGGCCCUGGUGAGGUAGAUGAUGAGCUGGAGGAGGAGGUUGGAUCUGAGUGCGGCAAGUAUGGGACUGUGACUCGAGUGCUCAUAUUUGAGAUAACAGAGCCGAAUUUUCCAUCUCACGAGGCAGUUCGAAUCUUUGUGCAGUUCGAGCGAUCGGAAGAAACAACAAAAGCAUUAGUUGACCUUGAUGGUAGGUACUUUGGUGGGAGGGUGGUACGUGCCUCAUUUUACGAUGAAGAGAGGUUCGGUAAGAACGAGUUGGCUCCAAUGCCAGGUGAAAUCCCAGGUUACUGACUUCACCUGAAGCUUCAAAUGUACUUUUGAGAAAGUAGACAAGGACCUGCUUUAAACUGAGAGAAUUAAGUGCUUGUGAUCCAACUUUUACAGUUUUCCUCUCUGUUGCUCAAUAGUGGUAGGCUGGUAGCCUAAUACUUUUGUUAGAAAGAGCCUAUCAUUUGGUUUGUAGUUUGUUCAAUUUAACCUGGCACUUUUCUUUGAGUUCUGUGGAAUGGCCAAAGAUACCUAUGUUUAUAUGUUU
Molecule: messenger RNA, 1554 nt
Organism: Tripterygium wilfordii
Lineage: Eukaryota; Viridiplantae; Streptophyta; Magnoliopsida; Celastrales; Celastraceae
Product: DNA-damage-repair/toleration protein DRT111, chloroplastic
Exons: 2
Coding region: 159-1310 (383 amino acids)
Biological process (GO): mRNA cis splicing, via spliceosome
Cellular component (GO): precatalytic spliceosome
Molecular function (GO): RNA binding
Source: RefSeq, a predicted model, not a curated record